GCACGCCAGAGUUCGUAUCGCCCGAGAUCGUCAACUAUGAGCCGCUCUGCCUGGGCUGUGACAUGUGGGCUGUCGGUGUCAUCACAUAUAUCCUGCUAUCUGGCGCCUCUCCGUUCCUGGGAGAUACCCAGCAGGAGACGUUCGCCAACAUUGUGGCCUGUGAUUAUUACUUCGACGAGGAGUACUUCAGUGGCACCUCCGAGUCAGCCAAGGACUUCAUCUCGCGUCUCUUUGUCCGAGAUCCCAGAGGCAGAGCUGACGUCCGCGAGUGUCUGCGCCAUCCCUGGAUAGAGCCCCGCGGGAAGGAGGAGAAGCAGGAGCAGAACGACAAGGAAGUGAACAUCGACAACCUGAAGACGUACCAGGCUCGGCGACGCUGGAAGCACUCGCUGCGGGUGGUGUCGCUGUGCAACCGGCUGUCUCGGAGCGCCAAGCUGCGCAGCCGGAGCCAGAGUAUGGAGAUGCUGGACGAGCGGGAGGAGCAGCCGACGUCACACCCGGCCUCAUCGCCGGCCAUCAACGAGCUGGCCGUGGCCGCCUACCAGGACGAGAACUUCGUGGUGUCAGCGCUCUUCUGCGCCGCCGAGGAGGGCAACAUCGCCGGCAUCAAGGAACUCUUUUCCAUGGCCAAGAUCGACCCCAACGUCUCCAACAAGCACGGUGAGACUGCACUUCACGUGGCGGCCGGCCUGGGUCAGCUGGAGGUGGUGCGGGUGCUGCGCGCCAAAGGAGCCAACUUAAACCAGACGGACGGCAACGGUGACAACUCGGCCUUCUGGGCGGCCCGGCAUAGCCACUCGGCCGUGCUCAAUUACCUCAUCCGGGAGGGCGUGCACGUCAACAACAGGAACAAGAGCGGCGAGACACCCCUGCACGUGGCGGCCCGGUAUGGUCACACAGCUGUGGUCCAGCUGCUCUGCGAGGCGCACACCAACCUCGACAUACAGGACGACCAUGCGGAGACGGCGCUGCACAUGGCCGUGUGGCAUGGCUUCCCCGUCAUCGCCAGCCUUCUCUGUCUGGCCGGAGCCAAUCCCAACGUCGUCAACCACGAGCUGGAGACACCGCUGCACUGCGCGGCGGCGCGCGGCCAUCUGGAGGCCGUGCGCUGUUUACUAGACGCCGGCGCCACGCUGAACCUGGCCGACCGGCGCGGCGCCACCGCCCUCCACCUGGCGCUGCACCGGCGACACGUGCACGUGGCGCACCUGCUGCUCCAGGCCGGCGCCGACUGCGACCUAGCUGAUCACGCGGGGGAGACGCCCAUCCAUCUGGCGGCCGCCGCCGGCCUGCUGACCCUGGCGCAGACGCUUUGCGCUUAUGGCUGCGCAGUGGACGUCAUCAACCGCGAGGGCCUGUACCCCAUCCACCUGGCAGCCAAACACGGCCACACCGAGGUGGUCAGGAUAUUGUGCCUAGCCGGCUGCACUAUAGACCAGCGGAACCGGGACGGCAUCAAGGCCGAGAUCACGGCCAUCAAGCGCGGCCACAAUGACAUCAGCUGUCUGCUCUCCCGACUCGGCAAUGCCGAGCUUCGGGAGGAAUACAUCAAUCAGCUGAUACCGACUGCAAACCCGAUCUCGCGAAUAAAACUCAAGGUCUUCGGACACUCGGGCGUUGGGAAGACGUCCCUGAUUGAGUCGAUGAAGAUGGGAUAUUUCUCCAGCUUCUUCAAGAGAAGCAAGAGUGGAAGCAUCGGCAGCAUUGGCAGUCAAAAAUCCACGCACAGCCCCAACAAGUCGCACAUGGAGAUGACGCCGACCCGGUGCAGAGACAGUUCGCUGUCGUUCGACACAGGCUACGACAACUACACCCGCGGCAUCGACGUCAGCCAGUCGACGCUGAGUGGAGUGGGGGAGGUGUCCGUGUGGGACUUCUCCGGCCACGACAGCUACUACAUCUUCUACGACCACUUCAUCGGCAAUACCAACUGCGUCCACCUGGUGGUGUACCGGCUCAGCGACCCCCCAGCGGUGCAGAUGCAGCAGGUCAUCUUCUGGAUGGGCUUCCUGCAGGCGCGCAUCCCUCCCAAGGAACCGCUCGGUCACUGCGGCCGGUCGAGCCGACCGGCGAAGGUGGCGCUGGUGGCCACUCACGCCGACCUCAGCCAGUGUCACAAGAACGGACACGGCGAGUAUUCCUCGUCCGAGGUGAAUCUCUUGAUGAAGGAGGUCCAGGAGCGUUUCGGCCACGUCUUUGAUUUGCACGAGACGACAUUCGUUUUGGACGCCACGUCCGCCUCGUCGCCGGCGCUGAAGCACCUCAAGGGUUAUCUGUCCGAGAUGAAAGCGAAAGUGACGCAGGGCCUGCCCAAGUCCACCGGCUUCCUGGAGGCGGUGGUGGCGCAGCUGGGAGGCUGGCGGCGGCUACAGCCCAGCUUUCCGAUCCUGACCUGGCCGGACCUGGUAGACAUCGUGCGCGUCCAGGUCAACCCGCUGGUCGGCGAGGAGCAUGUGCAGGAGGUUGUGCAGCAGCUGCAGCUCAUGGGAGAGGUGGUGUACCUGAAGCCGACCAAUGGCGAGCAGGACAUCCUGGUGCUCUCUCCGCGCUGGCUCACCUCCGAUAUCCUCGGCCACAUGCUGUCCGGCGAGUUCAUCCAGAAGGCCAAGGCCACGG
Molecule: messenger RNA, 2616 nt
Organism: Pollicipes pollicipes
Lineage: Eukaryota; Metazoa; Arthropoda; Thecostraca; Pollicipedomorpha; Pollicipedidae
Product: death-associated protein kinase 1
Biological process (GO): positive regulation of apoptotic process; protein phosphorylation; intracellular signal transduction
Cellular component (GO): nucleus
Molecular function (GO): protein binding; protein serine/threonine kinase activity; ATP binding
Source: RefSeq, a predicted model, not a curated record